CUCAGCAAGCGUUGAUCAGCAGUUAUUUGACAACAGAAGUAUGUUACUGAGCAAUAAGACCGCGGUGAUUACAGGCGGAGCUAGUGGGAUUGGUUUGGCGACAGCGGAAGAGCUUCUAAAAUGUGGUGUUUCGAAAAUUCUUCUUCUGGAUCUCGGAACCACUUUAAAUUCUGCCCAGGAAACUCAUCUGAAGGCGCACAACCCAAAUGCCACCGUGUUCUACGCCCAAUGCGAUGUAACGAAUAAGACACGACUGGAGACGAUCCUUCGUCAGGAUGCUAUUCAAUGGUUGGGAUCGAUCGACAUUUUGGUGAAUUCAGCCGGUAUAUUCGACAAUGAUCCUGCACGAUGUAUUGGAACUAAUUUGAUAGGUUUAGUCGACUGCACAUUCAUCGCGGUGGACUUGAUGAGCAAAACGAAAUCAGGCAACGGGGGUGUUGUCGUUAAUAUUUCCUCUAUUGCCGGGUUGGAACCUUCCCCACUUUGUGCUGUGUAUGGUGCUUCAAAGUUCGGAGUUACCGGUUUUACGAGAUGCUUAGGGUCGGAGGCGCUGUAUAACGAAACGGGCGUAAAGGUGGUUGCGAUUUGUCCUGGCGCGACAAACACUAAUAUUUUAAAUGCAGCUCUUUCGGACGCAGCCGCUCUGAAGAUGUUGGAAAAAAUGACUGUUCAAGAACCAAGUGUCGUCGCCAAGUGCGUUGUUAAGGUGAUCACGGAAGGUGAAACUGGAUCGGUUUGGGUUGCAUCUGACAAUAAAAUUGCCCAAGUUCACUUCGAGGCCAACAAGUUUUUGACGUGAACUGUAAUAAAAUUAAUCACUUUCAUCGCUUUUACUUAAUUGUCAUUAUUAUUUCACCAAACGAAUAAAAAAGAAUCAACGCUCGUUACUGAUAUGUGUUGUUCAGUAAAACUUGUUUGAAUAUAUUGAAAAAUGAUUUAAAUAAGAAAAAUCAGAAUCAAUCAAGCUUAUAAUUUAGGGCAUUUAUGAAAAACCUAAUGGAUUUCUAAAAUUCCCCUUAUG
Molecule: messenger RNA, 1021 nt
Organism: Topomyia yanbarensis
Lineage: Eukaryota; Metazoa; Arthropoda; Insecta; Diptera; Culicidae
Product: alcohol dehydrogenase 2-like
Exons: 5
Coding region: 41-799 (252 amino acids)
Cellular component (GO): cytoplasm
Molecular function (GO): oxidoreductase activity, acting on the CH-OH group of donors, NAD or NADP as acceptor
Source: RefSeq, a predicted model, not a curated record